AUGACUACUUCUGCGCCCAGGGCACUUGUGCUUGGAUUUGGUGGUGUAGGCGUGCUUUAUGCGUACAUUUUGCAUCGCGGCGGUGCACAUGUAACGGCCGUGUGCCGCUCCAAUUACGAUAUGGUCAGGCAAAACGGGAUCGAUAUUAUAUCUGGCAAGUUUGGCAAUCACAAGCAGUACCGGCCAGACCAUGUAGUGCACUCGCCCGACCAAGUCAAGGGUCUGCAAUUUGACUACAUUGUGUGCACGUACAAGUGCGUCUCAGACAUGCAGCCGAGCAGUGAUGUGAUCUAUCCGUACCUUGAAAAAAUGGACAGGGUGAAGCUGCCCUACAUCGUCCUGAUCCAGAACGGAGUCGAUAUCGAAAAAGGGGUGUAUGACACGCUGGUCAACACGAACAACCCCCUUGCUCGCGCUAUAAUUAGUGGUGUGACUUGGGUUGCAACCACACUGCUGGGUGGUGGAUCGCGAAUCGAGCAUGGAACACUAGAACGUUUGUGUCUCGGUUUGUACCCUGCGCCAUUGCAGGCUCAAGUACCGAAUGCCAUUGCAGAUGCCAUUACAUUACUGACGAGUACGAUGCGCCAGGGCGGCAGCAGCGUGGAAGAUACAAAUGACAUCGCGAGUUUCCGCUGGAAUAAAACGCUGUGGAAUACGAGCUGGGGCGCACUUUCCACACUUGCUCGUGCACCACUCCGGGAUAUCCUCACUGCGGAAGCGUUGCCAUACACGUCAGGCGUCGUUCGUGGCCUGAUGCUCGAGGUCCUGGCAGUGGCACGCGCUGUUGGUUUGAACGAGCAUCGCUUGCCGGCAAAACUGCUAGACGACACAUACCGACUUGCGCUAAUUGGGACGCCCGCAAAAGUUCGGCUUUCGCGCAACCCAGACACAUUUUUCGAUACCAAGGAAGACGCAUUCCUUCCCGGCUAUUUCAAGCCAAGUAUCCUUGUCGAUUUGGAACAUGGACGCCCUAUGGAAUUAGAUCCUAUCUUCGGCAAUAUCGUCAAGCUCGGACGUAAGCACAACGUCGAUACUCCUCGCUUGGACAUGGUCCUUGCAUCGCUUAAGCCAACGCAGCUACGCUUCAUUUGUAAUGCACGAGGCGAGCAGGCAGAGACACAGCAGUCGAACAUUUACGAUGCGCUUCCAUCCCUCAACGUCACCGGCAAUGCGCCGAUUUUGUCAUAA
Molecule: messenger RNA, 1188 nt
Organism: Malassezia vespertilionis
Lineage: Eukaryota; Fungi; Basidiomycota; Malasseziomycetes; Malasseziales; Malasseziaceae
Product: 2-dehydropantoate 2-reductase
Exons: 2
Coding region: 1-1188 (395 amino acids)
Cellular component (GO): cytoplasm
Molecular function (GO): oxidoreductase activity
Source: RefSeq, a predicted model, not a curated record